Trypanosoma conorhini is the source of this 1572-nucleotide messenger RNA. RefSeq names its product nucleoside transporter. Gene Ontology annotation, biological process: nucleoside transmembrane transport. The transcript has a single exon. Gene Ontology annotation, cellular component: plasma membrane. NCBI's taxonomy places the organism in Eukaryota, Euglenozoa, Kinetoplastea, Trypanosomatida, Trypanosomatidae. The record is from RefSeq and is a predicted model, not a curated record. Gene Ontology annotation, molecular function: nucleoside transmembrane transporter activity. The coding region runs from base 1 to 1572 and encodes 523 amino acids.
AUGUCACUUUUAGUCUGCUUGCGGAGUCCUGUAAGACGUGUUGUGCUUGAAGGCGGUAUAAACCUCAUCCAUUGCUUUGACUCCUCCCUCUUCCUACCCCCUCUCUGCAUGUUUCAAUUGAAACGUCAUCUGUUGUGCAAACGAGCCAAAAGUAACACAAGCGCCGGAAUACUAUUAAUUGGAGAAAGCGCACGCCAAGGUGAGGUGUCACAGCUUGACCAGAGGAUGGCAAUAAUAAAUUCUUAUUCAGAGGCUUGGACCUUUCUCACAAGCAUCGUCAUGGGCAUCACCAUGGUGAUGGGCGUGAGUGCGGUGACUUCAGCUCCCAGUUACAUGACCGACUACUACAAGUAUGUUGCGAAUGACCCGAACGCCAAGCCGGGAAAUGCGAAAUUUUGGAGGACGGUACUGACAUUUUAUUUGGUUGUCACCAUGGUGACACAGACAGUGUUUGAACCCGUAAACCUCACCACCUUCUGCUGCCGUCUUUCUCUGAAGUUUCGGCUCUACGCUUCCUGUGUGCUCAUGCUGCUGGAGUUACUGGUGCUGUUGUUAAUCCCCGUUUCGUCCUCUACCUCCGAAAAUGCCGCCAUUGCCGCGUUGAUGAUAAUGGCGUUUGUGGGAGGAUUUGCACGAGCGUUCUAUGAGAAUACUGGAUACGCGCUGUUUGGCCCUUUUCCGUCCAUUAUGAUUGGUGCUUUUGUCAUCGGUGCAGCCGUUUCGGGUCUUGUGAUGUCGGUGCUGCAGAUCACUAUUAAGGCAUCCAUGGCAGAUGACUAUUAUUCGGUCCGAAAGCAAGCGUUUAUUUACUUCAGCAUUGCUAUCGGGAUCAUUGUCGUGACAAUGAUCAUGCUGUGGUCGCUGUCAAAGAACUCCUUUUCCAGGAGGCACGUCGCAGAACUGCGUUCGAAGCGCGGAUUUUUUGCAAACAUUUACCGGAAGCGCAAAGAAGCUCCUGAACCAACUACGGGCUCUGUGGAGGUGCUGGAGGAGGAGGCCAAACAAGACGAGGGUGAUGCGUCAGCGUCCCCGGCGGAAUCUGUUGAGGGGCCCACGACGGCAGAGCUGCUUCAGACGGUGAAACUCUGGCCUAUCAUCAAGAAGAUAUACCCCAUGCAGUUUUCAUGCUUUUACGCGUAUUUUCUCUCAUUUCUGCUCUUUCCUGGUGUAAUGCUGGCAAUGGACGAGGAAGAUCCAUGGUACGGGACUAUUGUCGUAGCAGUUUUCAAUGCUGCUGACCUUGUGGGACGCUUGCUGUGCCUGAUUAAGGCUUGUUGGGUUCCUCGCAGGUGGGUGGUUAUCGGCGCAUUGGUGCGAACGCUACUUGUCCCUAUUUUGGUUCUCUGUGCAAAAAGAUACAUCCCCACAUUCGCUGCCGCUUACACAGUGUCUGGUGUGUUGGGAAUGACAAACGGAUACCUUGCCACAAUUUCUGUCUCCUACACACCUGACACAGAAGGCCUUAACAGCGAUGGCGAGAGGGCUUUGGCUGGGCAAGCCACAGGCGUGUGUCUCCUCUUCGGUGUUUCUACGGGGUCACUGUUGCAGUUGGCCAUUGUGCUGGCGCUAUAG